Ostrea edulis (European flat oyster) is the source of this 5573-nucleotide messenger RNA. RefSeq names its product ras-associating and dilute domain-containing protein-like. The coding region runs from base 1578 to 5291 and encodes 1237 amino acids. The record is from RefSeq and is a predicted model, not a curated record. Gene Ontology annotation, biological process: signal transduction. The transcript has 11 exons. Lineage: Eukaryota; Metazoa; Mollusca; Bivalvia; Ostreida; Ostreidae. Gene Ontology annotation, molecular function: GTPase binding.
AAUAAGCCGCUGGUAUCAAAAGACCGGAUUACUCCGAAAAAUAAGUACCAAAGUCUUUCAAUGAACAUCGAACGGGAAAUUAUAAAGAAAAGAGGUCAACUCAAUGCAAAUAAUGAUAGGAUGUCGAAUAGUAAACGGGAGGUUUAGACUUAGCAGCUCAUGCAUUGGGGUUCAAUUUGUCCAAACCGUGUGUUUAACCUCCAUUCAUAAAUCAUUCUUUCGUCCUUCAUUCAUAUGAACUCGGGAGAAAAUAGCAAUAUAUUACGUAGCACAUAAUUGAGAAGUGGAUAAAGCUAUCUUAUAAAACCUGUAUACCCCUAUGUUAUGUUGGAACUUCUCGUAUAUAUCAGCUGGACAAAAUCAACAUCAAGAUAUGUCAUUUCAAAAAGUUUAUGGAAACACAAAAUAUUUUCUCUUAAAUAAUAACUGACGAAGUCAGUGCAUUUAGCUUUUGAUACAAGUUAUUCUUUGGAUGACAUUUGUCUGCAAAUCAAAAUAAAAUUCUUUGAAAUGAUCUUUAUUCACUGUGUUCAUUAGUCCAAGGACGUUUGUAAAUGAGUGCAUUUCCCCCAGACUUAUCGGAACAAUCUAACAAACUUCAGUCUCUGUCAUUGUUUACUAACUUUCGAUCUCUGUCAUUGUUUUGAACACUCCGCUAUGAAAAGAAUGCCCAUUUCCCUUGCAAAUUAACAAACACCUUUGUUCUCUAUCAUAGAACACAACUAUACAUUUUCAAAAACGAAAAUAAAUGGUCAUCAGAGCGAACAAUUAGAAGCAUAUCAAUUUCAAGACCACGCGACUUUUGUAAAAAUCCUUAUAGCAUACACUGUCCAGAAUAAAUUCGAACGCAUUUCGCUGUACAUAUGCGGUCUAUGUAAUUCAUAGGAACGGCAAAGUCAACUGGAUAUACUUGUGCGAAAGUGAUCGGCAUUGUGUAAUGAAUAGCGAGACGGCAUUGUUCACUAAUCCCGGUUUUUCUUUCUUGAUCGUUUUUCACUUGUCUAAACAUGGUACUUCUUAAAAACAAGAAUAGUGGUAUUAAGGGGAUUAGGAAAUACUUAUCGAUAGAAUUUCAAUUAUUUUGUAAAAUUGUGUUUUGAAAGGAUAAACGGGUUAAAUAUACGGAAAAAGGACAUAUCUCUGGCGAAAAGUGGAGGAUAUCUGUGUUCUGAAGGGUAAGUUUUGGUAGUCUUUUUAAAUUAUUGAUUUGAAAGGUGGGGACACAAUGAAUCCCCGUCCAGGUCUGUUUAUCAGAGUGCGGAAUUUACAUUUCAUUUCUAUAUCAAUUUUAAUCCUGGUUUCCCUGUGUAAUUUAAUUAUAGUUCACAGCGGGCCUAUGUACAUAGUAGAGAAUUCAACAGACCGAAAAUACAUCGUGUAGCAAGUAAUUUCCUCAAAUUGACGCGCGAUUUACUCAGGCCUCUGUAUUUCUUACAUGCAAUUUACACCUCGGAGAAUUUAGCUACUCUACUUUGAAAGACCCUAUUUUUUUAGACAGGUUAAUUGGAGCCAAUACCCCGAACAUGUUCAAUGUUCUCACAGCUGAUGCACGGUGAUGGAGGGAUACGCUCCGUGAAAUGAUGGAUGUUCCGUGGGGAAAUACUUCUGGGUCCCAGAGCUUGGACUUUCUUCACGACAGCGACAUCGAUCUGGAGAGCUCGCUUCCUUUGUAUCUUGAGGAACGACAGAUUCGCAGGAGAGUGAUAUAUACGGGACGGAAGAACAAAUCUACCUCUGACGAAAUCAGUACAGUUCAGGAACUGAGUACUGACGAAUACACCCCAGGUGUGUUAAAAAUAUUUGGGGACAAAAUUGUUCCUGGCGUAGAGUAUAAAAGUGUUCUAGCUUCCAAGAGAUCCACUGCGAUAGAACUUGUAAAACAGGCAUUGGAACGGUAUGGAUUACCCACGUCUAUUCACUCUCAGUACGUGCUCUGUGACGUGGUAGGAACGUGUCUAUCUAGUGAGGCGUCAUCGGACAAUACUGGUACUGAGUUAGUCAGAAGAAAUAAUUCUAAAUGGAGAAGAGUGUGUUCUCGUGUUAUAUCGGAAUACGAUCGACCCCUCCUGCUCCAGAAUUACUGGAAGCCAGGGGAGGGUCACAGUCGACGAUAUGAACUCCGUAUGAAAUCAGAGUUUUCUGCAAUUCCCUCGGAGGACGAUACGUACGGACUGAAUGAGAAUGCCCGGCGGAUCUCAAUGUCCAAACUCCGGAGGGGUGCCAUCCCGUCGUCCAUUACGUGGAAUGAGAGGAAGAUAGAAAAGUUUGCAGAUGAACUUAAUCUAGAUGGAACUAUGUCACGUAUUAAGUCACCAUGGAUGGUGAAGAAAAACGAGUGCAAUAAAUUUUUCAAUGGGCUAAGCAUCGAAGAUUCCACCGAUAUUCCCCCCGGUCCAGAACCUGCGGAGUAUCUUCCAAGCAAGAUACAAAAUACAGACACUUUUCCAUUUCCGCCAACAAAUCGACCGUUCUUACUGACCCUGAGGGGGCAUGACCCAAACAGAGAUCCCUUGUUCCAUGUGUUAGAGUCCAGAACAACUCUUGUGUGCAAUACAAAACAGAACAGCUCAAAAUGCAUCAGACUAUGCGCCCCUGAUAUACAAAUAAAACACUGCCAUCUUCAUCUCCGACGUUUGACGUCAUCUGACAAUCGUUGUCCCGGUUAUAACUACUGUUUAGAGGUUGAAUGUGUUGCCCCCUCGAACAUCCGAGUAAAUGGGUAUCCUGUCGGCUCCAGAACUACGGUACAAUGUGGGGACAUGUUGUCACUGGGUUGUUAUUACGUGUUCGUCUUUAAGGAUCUUACCGCAGGAAUGGACAUUCCGAGAGAUCUUCCGUGGUUAGGGACAGUUGACUCUAACUGUAACUUGACUGAUGAUAGCCCGUAUCUCUCCAAGUACCCCAACAAACAGAACAUCGUACACGUCCCUCCCUUAAUGUUGGCCCCAGCCGUGGACGACUCCAUCUCUGUGUCUACGGUGGAAUCCUCAGGCGAGUCAGUGGGAGAGCGCUUCCGGUUCGCCUACGCACGUGAUAAAGAAGAGGAGGUUGUCAAGGCGAUUGCUGCUGUGAUACGUCAGAAUUCUGUGGAAUUUUCAUUGGCUCCCGCCUUUUUGUAUAGUAUGUGUGUAGAGUAUGCCUGUCACCAGACAGAUAGACACCACGUCAGAAAUCUGUUGCUGAGGAUCCUUGUGGUUACCAGGGAGAGUGUUGCGGAGCUGUCUAAAGCAUUACAAAACAACAAAUUCAAUUGUGGUUUGAUUAAAAGUAAGAAGCAUGUGACUAUUGGAGAGGACUACCUGAAAUCCUUGAUAAGAUGGAUGUCCAACUGCGUCCAGUUAAUACUGUACCUCAGGGGACAAUCCUCCAAAUACCGGACCGGGGGGAGGGGAAGGUUGGACGACGACAUCCAGGGAGCAUUUCAAGAACUGGCCUCUGGUCUGGAGGAAAUCGUCGUCUUCUGCUUUCAGCAAACUGUCUACACUAUCACAAAGGCACUUCAUGUGCUGUUGUCAGCAGUGCUGGACAGUAAUCCUUUCUCAGAAAAUCAUGGAUCAGAUAGGCGAGGAGGAGUGUGGAAAAUCCCAAUGGUCCUUGACGUCAUAGUGCAAAUGACCACUGGUCAACAGUUACACACUGAAGUUACAAAACAACUCUUUAUGUACAUUUUCUUCUUUUGCAGUACAUCUGUUUUCAACAGACUCUUCCUAAAGGAUUCUGGACCAAUCUACUAUAAUUGGACAGCGGGCGUGCGAAUUCGUGCCAACCUUGGGGAGUUAGAAGAGUGGGCAACAAGAAAUGGUUUGGACGAAGAAUUCAAUCAACUAUUUGAGAAACUCUUAACGGCUGCAGAGCUUCUGUCAACUUCUAAAUCCCUUUUACUCAAGUACGACUGGAUGAACAUGAGAGUAAACUAUCAACCACUGAACGAAGCCCAGUUACACCGUCUGUUACAAGGAUAUAACCUCAGUGGGAAGUCGGCACCAUAUGGCUGGAGUCCACCCCCAGAAGAUCAACAUCAAGCUCUGCAGGAGGAUGAGAUUCUACUGGAGAUGUCCGGACACCCACCUUUCCUAUUCCCACAAGACUAUGGUGUCAUAGAUCUCGCUCAUCCACCGGACGACAAAGAGUUUUGGACACAUUUCAAAAAACUCUACACACAAUAUGGUGUUAUCGAAGGUUCGUCAAUUACGGUGUUUAAUGACAGCGACAUUGGAUCAAACGCUUCACAGACGCCGCGAUUUACGGGUAGUUUUCCAAAAGUAGAACUUCAGAAAUCGUUUUUCAGUCAGCCAACGGUGAAAAAAAGGAAUGUUGGAAAUAAACCUCCCCCAAGGCGAGUACAAUUUGCCCCCACAAACAUCGAAGCCAGCUCUGAUGCCCACGAAUGUGUACGAAGUUCUAGCAACUUCCACCAAACUAAUGCUAGUUCAUCAAGUGAUUCUGUGUUGCUUAGAGGGGGUGUUCUGAGAUGUUCUGGGGGUUCCAAUCCAAGAUCUGUGUCUCUGAAUGACUCGGCUGAUAAACGGUUGGAUGAACUGAUUACAAAUGGUCUUGCGAAUGGCACUCCUCUUCCCAUAAGAGGUGAUGUCCAAAACAUUCGAUGUCUCAGCCCUCCCCCACCCUUGCCUCCCCGUAACGGACGAGAAAACGCCAUCGACAAUCCACCCAACUUGCCACCCAAACCCAACGUUGAAAACAUUCAGAUAUCUAAAUCUUCGAUAACAUCAGAACAGUCUGCAUCUCCCAGUGUUCAGUCCCUUCAAAGUGGUGAAAGUCAUGUGACUUCAGAAGUUCCAUUUGAGGAUGAUGAAGGAGAUUAUGUUUUUCCAAAGGAGUUUCUGGUUAACGUGAACAAACAGAUAUUGGACACUCAGCAUCAACACAGAUUAGCCACUAGACAGCAGCACAGUCCCUCAUCCCCGAGAGACGACUAUUCUGACACAAGUGAUAACCAGGAUAUAUCCCCUCGCUCAACCAGUAACCCAGUAUUCGCUGUUAAUAUAGCCAAAGACAGUAAUGGACUGGGGCUCGGGCUUAUUGAUGGACUGUAUACCCCACUUCGUAUGGCGGGGAUCUAUAUCCGGAAAAUUUUGGCGGGAAGUCCUGCAGAGGCGCAGGGACAGAUCUCUGUGGGAGACCGUCUGUUGUGUGUAAACGGUAAAAGCAUUGUUGGAGCAGACUAUCAAAGUGCUAUGAGAUUAAUAAGAGCGUCUGGUGAAAAUCUCACCCUACUUAUUGCUAAAGGAAGCGAUGCCAUCGCCGCGAAAGUGUCUGCUACAAACUGCUGAUAUCUGGAUGAGUGGUGAUAAAAUUGAUAUUGUGUGAACUGUAGUCAGACUUGAUAUCUGGUGAUGAAAUUGAUAUUGUGUGAACUGCAUAUAAACUGUUGGCAGUCUGUAUGUGUACAAAUGGUGACUACCUCUCAUUAAUUAAAAAGUAUUUAUUUCUUUACAAACAUGGACUAAAAUUGCAUAUAGAGUAUUAAUUUUUGUAUCUGUUUUAUACGCUGAUGUUCAAUUAGUGAUAUUUAUACACAAUGUAUAUAAUAAAAGAUUUUUAAAUGAAACAAA